This is a messenger RNA of Metarhizium acridum CQMa 102, 1356 nucleotides long. The record is from RefSeq and is a predicted model, not a curated record. NCBI's taxonomy places the organism in Eukaryota, Fungi, Ascomycota, Sordariomycetes, Hypocreales, Clavicipitaceae.
AUGGGUUUCGAUGAUGCUCAUCCAGUAGACUUGAAACGACUUUCGACACCUGAAAACAGACUUCAUGUACAUUACAUUGCAUCAUCAAGCAACGAGGAGCAACUGACACUGACCUUGGCUCCCACUUCGACGAAGAUUCUGCGAACAGAACAAGCUUCAAUAAAUUCUGAAGCAGUGCUCUUGCAGUGGCUAGGUUCUGUUGGUCAUGUUAGUCCCCUAACAAAAGAACGACAGAGGAACCCUGAAACGCUUGAGAAAGCUCCCAAAGGCAGCGACGCGGAGGCUAAACUAUCCAAGCACACUUGUCAAUUCAAGAAGACUUUGCCGAGAGUCGUUAAACAUGGCCGGGUCAAGUGUCCGAAUGACGUUGAGUUCCUAUUGACAAAACGGACAAGUGGAGCUAUGCUUUCGUCUGUGAUCAACACUUUGUCAAAACCCCAACAAAGGCAUAUCGAUUUUCAGAUUGGACAGCUGAUUCGUGGAUUAUCUACCUACCAGUCACCAAAUGGACACUUUGGGGUCGCUUCUGCUGUGUUGAAGGCUGCUGGUAUUCACCACACCAUGUUCAUAGCCUCAACUGUGCCGACUGAACAGGUUACGAACGAUGCCGUAUAUGCUCGGUGGUCCGACGCCUUCUUAUGGCUGCUUGAAUCUGUAUUGAGAGACGCAGAAGACGUUUCCUUGUCUUUGGAAUAUGACAGGCUUCGUUUUCAUGCCGGCCGCUUCAAGAAAAUACUUGAUGAGGUGACAGUGCCUUGCCUGGUGAUUCUUGAUGCCGGCGAAUACGUCAAUACCCAUAUCAUUACAUCUAGCGACUCCACAACGCAAGACCUCAAAGUCUCCAUGCAACGGCAUGGCAAAACAUCUUUCCAAACAGAGAAGCCUCAAACUGUAGCAGCCCCAUUGCUGGAAGCAAAUCGAUCCGCCAGAAAUGAGCGAAAGGACGACGAACGUGGCCCUGUGCCGGUGCUGGUGCCAAUCACCACGCGUCAGAACCCGGAUACACCGAGAGUUAUUGGUAUUCAGGACUGGCAUAACAGCGUCUUUGGUGAUCCAUUGUUCACGUCCGUGCUUACCAGGAAUAAGAAUACGGAUAUGUUGGAUGGCUUGAUGGAUCAAACUGGCCAUGUUGAGUCCAAAGCAGUAAGACAGGCAAUCCACUUGGCAAAAGACUUCCAGCACGUGGAUGUGCGGCGGCUGCUAAUGACAGUCGACGGCGAUGAUCGGGAGCUCCCGGCUCGACGAAGGCUGGUACAAGCGAUAGUUAGGUUGGACGACUUGGACGACCAGGGUAGAAAGUUACAUCCACAUCCAUGCCCAUCCCAUCCCAUCGCAAAGCGCAAAAAGUCUGGCUGA